Molecule: messenger RNA, 618 nt
Organism: Hirsutella rhossiliensis
Lineage: Eukaryota; Fungi; Ascomycota; Sordariomycetes; Hypocreales; Ophiocordycipitaceae
Product: MULE transposase domain-containing protein
Exons: 2
Coding region: 1-618 (205 amino acids)
Biological process (GO): regulation of DNA-templated transcription
Source: RefSeq, a predicted model, not a curated record
AUGGAUAAUACGUAUAAGGUCAACCGCUUCAACAUGCCGCUUCUACAGAUCAUUGGUACAACAGGGCUACACAAGAGCUUCAGUAUAGGCUUCGGCCUCGCGGCUAAGGAAGACGAGGGCGCGUUCCAAUGGAUCCUCUCGCAGUUGCGUGAGGCCGGCCAGCAGGCUGAUAUUCCGGACCCGGGCGUUGUGAUUACUGACUUCGAUACCGCCCUGAAGAACGCCCUUGACUCUGUCUUUCCAUUGACACAACAGCAACUGUGCGUCUGGCACAUGAUUAAGAACGUGGUCCUUCAUAUCAAGAAGAAGUGGCACGGAUCCCUCGAUGGUACCGAGAUUGGCGGAGACAGGCCAGAAGAAGAGACUCGCCUCGCUGCAGCAGCCGCCCUCGACGAUCCGAUACAGGCAGAUGACGCUAUUGACGAGGACCGACCUAUCGACCGUGCUGCUGAUCACCAGGUUCAACAUGCCUCACAACUGGCAGAUCUGUACGUUCAGGAUCAAGAUGAUCAUAACGAUGACGAUGGAAACCCAAUACCACCCCCGGCUCCUAGGCGGGCCUUUGAGCACACAGCUGACGACCCCGCCCUCUCCCCCCAAAAGUUCUCCGCCCCUUGA